AUGGGCGAUGCGCUCGACGAUAUACACCGCAUUUUUUCAGAUUCUUCCACUCCCCACUCCUCUCAAUGUUCAUCACCGGCAUUUCCAGAUUCUCCAGAGCCAGUGUCAGUGCCCGCUACGCCCUUGUCUUCUACCUUUAGCACCCAGACCUCUUCCUAUGGGACCCCACUCUCACCAUUGUCCAACCUUCAGUACGAUUAUCCUUCCCCAUCUCUUCCAUAUAUAUCGUCAUCACCAGCGGAGAAACUCGCUGCCUGUCCAGCGGCAACUGCUGCUGCCACAAGAAUUAUUGCUGCUGCUGGCCAAAUUACGAGCAUUGUACAGAAACCAUUUCUGUUCAUGUCCGACGCGAGCAUGGUGUACACCGUUCCAGCAUGUUUGCGUCUUAUCGAACAUCUACACGUCGUCGAAAUCCUCCGCGAUGCAGAAGACGAACGACAGCGGCUUCUUUUAGAACUCCGUAUUAUCGCAGAGCUCCACGAAUCGGCUAACAACUCCUCGGCCUUAGCCCACCCCCUACGCUUGCUUUCAACACAUCACAUUCUGCGUGAGACAGCUCCAGACACUUUCGCACUAACACGUGUCGCAAGCUUGCUCGACAGCGGCAAGAGCGUAGCAGAUGUCUUUGCAAAUCCCGAAAAAAAAUAUGAAGACACCUCUGGCAUCGCUGCUUUCGUCGGAUUAUGCACUGAUGAGCUGUUCAAGACAGCUGCAUACCUAACGGAGGCGUUUACGGGUGUUCAACUUCCUUUAGCUCCUCCAGGGAGCGCUCCCACAAGCACGUUAUCUGCACGCAGCGGUCGUGAACCGGGUAAGUCUUUCCGUCUUGAGCGGUUCUCGCAGGCGAUGAUUGGUACGAGUGGGUGGGAGGCGCCUGGAGCUAUUCUAACUGCUUUCGACUGGCUUUCCCUCCCACGAGGUUCGACGAUAGUAGACGUUGGAGGAGGAAUCGGAAGCACGACGAUGAUCCUUGCACGGGCGUUUGGAGGGAGCCCCAAACGGCGAGGAAGCUUCCGCUUCAUUGUCCAGGACCGUCCGGUUGUCAUCGGACUUGGACUUGACGCAUGGCGUGCGCAGUGUCCAGAGAUGCUGGAGAGUGGACAGGUGAUGUUCUAUGAGUUCAAUCGGCAUCCUGCAGUCUACAUACUCCGCGUUGUCCUACAUGACUGGCCUGACGCCCGUGCACGUCAUGUGCUGCUCAAUUUGCGGCUUGCAAGCAGCCCAGAGACCAGGCUUAUCAUUGCGGAUCAUAUCCUCCCAUUAGCAUGCUGGACGCUCGAAUCUGUUCUAGCGCACCUCGAGGGCGCACAUGGCACACUAGCCCCUGCGCCCCUGCUUCCGAACUUGGGCAAAGCAAGUGCAACCCCCUUUUCCAUGGACAUUGUGAUGCACAUAACUUUCAACGGCAAGGAGCGCACGCUACGGGAGCUUUGUGCGCUAGCUCUGUCGUCUGGCUGGCGCAUUGCACGCGUGACAUACUCAAAAGGUUCUCAUUUUGGGCAUCUUGUUUGCGAGCCUGUA
Suillus discolor is the source of this 1521-nucleotide messenger RNA. RefSeq names its product S-adenosyl-L-methionine-dependent methyltransferase. Gene Ontology annotation, molecular function: O-methyltransferase activity. The annotation marks the transcript as partial. The transcript is spliced from 11 exons. The record is from RefSeq and is a predicted model, not a curated record. NCBI's taxonomy places the organism in Eukaryota, Fungi, Basidiomycota, Agaricomycetes, Boletales, Suillaceae.